Molecule: messenger RNA, 1665 nt
Organism: Symbiodinium sp. CCMP2592
Lineage: Eukaryota; Dinophyceae; Suessiales; Symbiodiniaceae
Source: the annotation of a GenBank genome assembly
AUGGACCAGAAGAUGACGGAGCUCUACGAGGCCACGAAAGCCGCGACGAAGUCGGUAGAGGCCAUGAAUGAAACUUCCGUUGCCGAAGUGCUGAGAUGGUUGUGGGAUGUGCAGCAGAUUGGUCGGGAACUGAAGAGUCUUCGAAGCUACUUGGAGAGGGAGUUCGAACUUCUGCGGAAUCAGAGUGUACAGGAGCGCUGUUCUGCAGUCCCUCGUCCCCCUCUCGGCUUCGUUCCAGAUGCCCGGGUACCAACGAAGGAUUCGAAUCCAUGUACCCACAUCACCAAUACCGAAGAGGCCGAGGAGGAUCAGAUAGAUCCGAUCAGCCCACAGACGUCGGGUACUGUGCGGGUCAGCCGACUGCAGCAGAUCUUCAAAGCCUACGAGGAGAAGAACCUCAGUUCUGGCUGGACCUCCGAAAGCGGGCAAGGUUGCCUCAAGGAUGUUGUCUUGUCCAGCGCGUUCAGUUGCAUCAUGGUCGUCCUGAUCUUCAUCAACGUCAUCAUCUUGGGCGUCGAGGUGAGUGUCAGCGCAAGUCUGGGCCAAGAAGAUGUGCCCCCAGAAUUCUUGUAUGCAAAUGCUGGUUUCAUGGCCUUCUUCCUGCUGGAGAUCGGACUGCGAAUCCUAGCCUUGGGCUGUCACGAUUUCUGGUGGGGAGAGCUCGCCACUUGGAACCGCUUCGACUGUGUGGUGGUCAGCCUUGGCUCAGUCGAUCUGGCAGUCAGCUUCUGGGCGGAGAUCACCGCGGCGUCGCUCUAUGCCCGGUCAGUGCGGAUGACUCACAUCCUCCGCGUGGCCCAUGCACUGCGUUCGGUCAGAGUCGUGCGCUUCUUUCGGUACCGAACGCCCUUGAAGGCCUUGGUGCUUUCCAUCUUCAGCACAGUGAUGCCGCUGAUUUGGACACUCGUGCUCCUGCUCAUCCUGCUCUAUAGCUUUAGUAUUGUGCUGACACAACUGGUGGUAGAUGACUGCAGGUACAAGACUGUGGAAGCGACAGGAGAUCCGAAUGCGAUCCCUGUUUGUGCGGAGCACUUGCAACGCCAUUGGUCUACUGUCCCAGAAAGCAUGAACAGCCUUUUCAUGGGCAUCACGGGCGGCAUUGAGUGGGACGAGCUGAUGAGACCUUUGCGGGAUGUCAGUGUCGCUGCGGUCUGCUCGCUUUACGUCUUCAUCCUGAUCGCAGUGUUCGCCGUGUUGAACGUAUUAACGGCUCACUUCUGCAAUACUGCAAUCGAGACAGCCAGCGCAGAUCAAGAUGUGGCUGUCGUCAGGCAUUUGCACGAGCGGCAUCAGAUUGUUGCGAAGUUCCGGAAGCUCUUUGCGGAGAUCGGCGCAUCGGAGCGCGUCACCUUACCGGAGCUGCAGACUGCUGCAGCGGGAGGCUCAGAGAUCAAAGUCGCCCUGGAGUCAUUGGGCAUUUCCACUGACAAUGUCUCGCUGCUCUUCCGACUGAUCGAUAGAGACCACAACGACACCCUUGAUUUGGAAGAGUUUGUGGUUGGCUGCAUGCAGCUGCGGGGCAAUGCCAAAGGCCUGCAACUGGCGAAGAUGGAUCUGGACAACAGAAUCAUGAGGCAUCGUGUGAAAGAUCUGCGGGACGACGUAGCCUCUGUGAGGAAAUCCGUGCAGAGCCUGGAGAGGUCGUUCCACACCCGCUUCGGCUGA